Molecule: messenger RNA, 2338 nt
Organism: Schistocerca piceifrons (Central American locust)
Lineage: Eukaryota; Metazoa; Arthropoda; Insecta; Orthoptera; Acrididae
Product: retinitis pigmentosa 1-like 1 protein
Exons: 5
Coding region: 42-1730 (562 amino acids)
Source: RefSeq, a predicted model, not a curated record
AGCGCCGCGCUCAGCACGCCAGACGCUGCCCAGCCGACGCUAUGCCGCCGCGCAGCCGCAACACGACCGCCGCGCUGCGGGUAUCCGCGAUCUUAUGCGUCCUAGCCACGUGGUCGUUGUGCGCAUGCGCCCCGGCCGGCGACGUGGGGGCGGCCGCCACGACCACAGAGGACGACGGGCUGUACAAAGCGCCACCGCCCGGCGAGGACGGGGCCUACCUCCCAGAACCCGAAGAACAGCAGGGAGCAGACGAUGCAGGCGCCUACAUUCCAGAUAAAUACGAGACGGACGAGUCAGUUGGGGAAGGAACUUACGAUGCGAAGAAAUAUGAAACGGUUGAGAGCUUCGACGACGGUAUGUACCACCCACAGGCUGAUCUGGAGGAACACGACGACGGGUCCUACCACCCCGAGAUUGCCGAGAAAACUGUCGGGGACGACGGUUCGUACCACACAGAAAGUGAUGGACAGUCUGUAGGAGAAGACGGAUCGUAUCGGCCCGAGUACGAGAGAAGCGUGGGAGAUGAUGGAUUAUACAAUCCACAACUUUACGAAUCUGUCGUUGGGGACGACGGAGCCUAUCACCCGGACGUUGCCGAAAAAACUGUGGGAGACGAUGGCUUGUAUCAUCCUGACCCAAGCGCGCAUAGUGAAGAUCAUGAAGGUGACUAUAACCCAGAAACGUACGAGAAGGUCGUCGGUGACGACGGUUCUUACCGCAGCACCGAAGAGGAUGACGGAUCGUAUCAGGCAAAUGUCGGCGACAUCUCUCAGGAGGACGAUGGACUAUACCACCCUGAGAUCCAUGAGAGGUCAUUUAGUGAAUCAGACGCUCAGAAGGAGCCUGAGCUUAACGCUGCCAUCCAGCUACAACCGGACGUCUACAAUGGUGUUGUAGACGUGGGGAGGCAAACACCCACCACACGCGUGGGGCGACACGAAAGAGCCGAUAGUUUUCAGUACGGAGCAGCUUCUUACGUCGGCCACAUUGAUACCGUAAGUCACAGCGGGAACUCGGACCCGGAUGGGAUUGGUGGUGCGCUGCGUAAGCCAGGAGCAAACAAGAGAACUGUAAGAGGAACUCAUAGUGAUGUGUACCGUUUACAGACAUUGGAGGAGAAAAUGCAGCAGAGCGACGACGGAGCCUACCACCCGGAAAAGUACGAGACGCCUGCUCCAGAGGCAGCGCAGGACUGGGACAGGUACUGGACGGAGGGGUCGGUGACCGCCGGCGGCGACUGCGCCACGCCCAGCGAAGAAACGUCAGAGGCUUCUGAUGAUGGGUCGUACAGGCCGGAACACCACAAGGGGGAGGACUUCGACGAGCGGGCGGACAGCGGCCAGAACUCGGUGACGCCCCCAGUGGAGCCUACGGAGGCCUCGGACGACGGAUCGUACCGUCCGGAGCAGCACACGGAGACUCCAGCGGAGGACUACGACGAGAGGGCGGACAACGGCACCGACUGGAGGGACAACGUCGUGGAGCAGCACGACGAGGGCACGGAGGCGGCCGACGACGGCUCCUACCGCCCCCAGGAGCACGGAGCGCGCGAGCGCCGGGCCGCCUCGGAGGACACGGAGGAAGUGCAGCUGUCCCCAGUCGUCUUCCACGUGGGGCCCAAGCCGGCCUCUGACGUCAGCGCCAAGGCCAGCGGCAGCGUCAGCGACGAUGACGCCAGCGCUGGUCCCCCACAGUCGGCGAACCUCCCGCUUCCAGCUCCCUCCGUCUGAGGGCAGCACCCGCGACGGCGCGAGUUUCGCUCCGUCCUCCACACACCGCCAGCGAGAGGGCUAGAAUGUAAGCUCUCAGAAGAUAGGGUGGAGUGUAAUACGAACCACAGUGAAGAACUCUUUAUGGAGACAAAAAUUCAAUGUGGAGAAUUUCUUCGUAGGCCUUUUGCUAUUCCACACUUUGAAAAUAAGCUUCACCCCUUAUUCGUGACUGAUAUGUUUGGUAUUGAGGUAGCAGUAUGGCUGCAGUAACCGCAUGGACGCAUUCAAAUUGUUUCCAAUAUGCAUAGCAUAACAUCACGAGAUGGGGGAAUGUUUCCUGACUUUCUUGGAUACUUCUUAUACAUGCCAUUAAUAUUUGAUACAAUAUUGUAUUUUCUUUUGUGUUUCACAGUAUCCUAUUUUGAACAAUAGGCAGUAGACAAAAGAAAGAAUAUUCAAGAGAUAAUGGUGAAAAUAUCCGUACAAUUGUAUUUAAAAUAAUUAUCAUGAGACAAACAAUGCUGUUUCGUCUUUCAAAACAUUGGCAGUCAGCGUUUCUAAUGUCAUUUCAUUUUAAGAUCGGAGAAUCUACUUCAAGAAGACAAUAAAUUGCGAUUUAUUCAUUA